Messenger RNA from Melitaea cinxia (Glanville fritillary), 2677 nucleotides. RefSeq names its product leucine-rich repeat and immunoglobulin-like domain-containing nogo receptor-interacting protein 1 (gene haf). Gene Ontology annotation, molecular function: protein binding. Lineage: Eukaryota; Metazoa; Arthropoda; Insecta; Lepidoptera; Nymphalidae. The annotation marks the transcript as partial. The transcript has 5 exons. The record is from RefSeq and is a predicted model, not a curated record.
AAGACGGGCAGCAGCGUCUUCGGUGCGACAAAGCCAGUACUGUUGCUGUUUCCAGUGCUAAUGGCAAUUUUUCAUUGCUCUCAAGCACAAUGCCCUUGGAACGACAAGCCAGAUUUACAGGCCACUUGUGUUUGCGCCUUUAAUCUAGCCAGACAGAUGUCUGUACAAUGUGAUCAGGUUGAAUUUUCAACUUUAUUAUCUACACUGAAUUCAAGUGCAAGAAAAAUAGCGAUAGACCUUCUAUACAUUAAUAAUUCUACAAUUCAUUUAAUAACGGACGAUAUGUUCCAGAACUUAGCGAUACAUAAUUUACAAAUAUCAGGAUGCAAAGUAAAAAAAAUUGAAAAUAAUGCAUUUAAAAGUCAAGGUCCAUAUCUAAAAAACUUAAACUUACAAGACAAUGAGCUGACAGAGGUACCUGUAAAAGCACUGAGAAUUUUAACAAAUUUAUCUUUGUUGGACCUUUCCAAAAAUAAAAUCACAUACAUAGAAAACUAUUCUUUUUCAACUUUGCAAGAGUUGACGACCCUCAAAUUAUCUGACAAUAAUGUGACAUUGUCACCACACGCAUUUUCUGGAUUAGAAAAUUCACUGAAAAACUUGAACCUUAAGGGAACAAAACAAAAAACUGUACCAGAGUGUAUAAGAAGACUACGUAGUCUGGCUUUUCUCGAUCUAUCUCAAAACAGCAUAAGACAACUACCGGGACCCGACGGUGCACUUACUUUCGAUGGUUUAGAUUCAUUAACUGCACUCAACUUAGAAAGGAAUUUACUUGUUAAUUUAGAAAAAGAAGCGUUUUAUGGGAUAAAGAGCACACUAAGUUCGUUAAGUUUACUGAACAACCUGUUACCAGAGUUUCCUACUGAAGCAAUAGCCACAUUAUCUGAUUUAAGGGUGUUGGAUAUAGGAUUUAAUCUACUUAACAAAUUACCGUCAGAUGCUUUUCUAAAAAAUCCUUCAAUAACUUUACUAGCAUUAGACGGCAAUCCAUUACGAACAGUCGAAGAAAAAGCUUUAAUUCAUCUUCACCAUAGCCUAAGAGGUUUAAGUCUCGGUGGGCGAUUUUUAAAUUGCGAUUGUCGUUUACGAUGGAUCAUCGAAUGGAUUCGUAACGGAGAGCUCCAAGUUACUUCACGUGAGCGAAACCCUCAAUUUUGCGGUAGUCCACCCCAAUUCCGUGAUCGUGGAUUUUAUAGUUUUGAACCAAAUGAACUUAUCUGCGAUAACGACUCAAAUUCCACAAUAACUUCAGAUACGACUUCUACGAGUGAAAUAAACAUAAUUCAAACCACAACAGUAAUGCCUCCUUCGUCAACUAAUAUACAAUCGACUAUUUCGAGCUCAACUACAAUAGGUACAACGACAAGUAAUAAUACCAGUGAAACUACGACUUUUAAAAUUACAACACCUACGACUAUUUCCAGUAAAACAGGUAAAACUCCCUCUGUGCGCCCGGCUGCACCUACGUGGCGACAUGCUCCUCAUCAAAGACCACCUUUAGUCAUGAACUUUCCUCAACAAAAACCAAUAGUAGAUGAUUCAAAUGAAGUAAUUGUAAAAAAUGCUUAUAGACAGGAUAACUCAGUUAUAAUACAAUGGGAUUCAAAUGUCGCAAAUAUACUAGGUUUUCGUGUAGUCUAUCGACUCUUUGGAGAUAAAAGCUUUAAACAGGGGCCACCGCUUGAAGCUAGUGAAAGAGAAUUUAAAAUUAAGAAUGUUCCGUCUCAGGAAUGUAUCGUAGUCUGCGUAAUUUCAUUAGAAGAAGUUCACGUAACCCCUGAAACGGUCCCGUAUACACAGUGCCGUGAAGUACGCACAGUAUCCGCUGCAGCAACUAACAUGGACAAAAUCACAAUAGCAGCUAGUGCUGCAAUAUGUGGAACAAUAGUAGUAGCCGUCCUCGUGUUUGCUGCAGCCUCACGUCGUAGAUCACGAACUGUACACCGGUUACAUACUCAGCUACCAGAAAAAAUUCCAAACCCAUGCUGUGGAGGACUCACAGGAACACCAAGUCCAAGCGGGCCGUUAUCUUCACUAGCCACGAUAGGCGCUUUUGGAAAACAACGUGAAUGGGACCAGGUUUCGGCUUAUAGCGCACGAUCGAUACCCAGAGCCCGUUCCUAUACUGAACCUGCUGCUCCUGAACCAUUACCUGGUCGACCAGGAAGAGCUAGAUCUUUAGCUGAUGGGCAAUCACAGCACAGUUAUUCGCACUCGGCUCGAUAUGGAGCUCCUGCUUAUCCUGGAAGCUUAUUGGGAUCUAGAACUGAUCUACGACAAUCUCGUCAAUCUUUGGGGGCAGCAUCCGAACGAGCUUCACGUUUAUCACUAAGUGGAGCAGCUGGUGGUGCUACUAGUGGCACUGCAGGUUCUAGAAGAAGACCUAGGUCAAGAUCACGUCCUGCCAGUCGAUAUAGUGUAGGUUCAAUAGGAUUAGGUUACUGCGACACUUCUGACAACUGGACGGACCACGAUAUGGACAUAUACAUGGCGCGAAAUCCAACCAGAGGUGGUUUGGUGCCAUUAUAGCGCGCAAGAAAUACGGUGUGGGGAAAUCUAAUGGGGAAUAAACAACCUAUAGGUAAAACUAUCAAAAUCUCAAAAUGCGGUCAUGUGGCUCACACCUGCCCCCGCCGGCAUAUUCACCGUCACAGCCACAAACAUCGAAGUAAAU